Messenger RNA from Carlito syrichta (Philippine tarsier), 1183 nucleotides. Its product is annotated as leucine-rich repeat-containing protein 37A3-like. The record is from RefSeq and is a predicted model, not a curated record. Lineage: Eukaryota; Metazoa; Chordata; Mammalia; Primates; Tarsiidae. The transcript has 4 exons. Bases 140 to 757 code for a protein of 205 amino acids.
AUAGGCUUUCUUCCCUAGGAAAGCAGAUGAUGUUCCCCCGGCUGCCUCUGCAAAAGGCCUGUCUGGGGACCAAAGGGAGUCCAAAGACCUGAAGCACACCAUCUUUAUUUUGGAACAGGCAGCAGCAAAAUCUCGAAUCAUGCAGGAUCCACUUGAUCCACUUGUAGGUAAAACUCACUUCGAGGUGGUCCACAGAGCACCCAAGGCCAAGGUGAGUUGGAAGUUCGGGAAGGAAGGCUCAUCUGGUCAACUGAUGGUUGCCAAGAAGCCCCCACUCCCUGCAGCCGGGAACCUCAUCAACUUGCCCUGGCGAGGGCUUGCAAACCCUUCCAAGGCCGACUCCACCAUGCCUGCCUUCAAUGCCAUGUCACCCAUCAAACAAACCAAUGACAUGCAGCGGGACGUCAGCCACCUGGGGCCCGAUCUGCCCCCCAUGCUGCAGAGCUCCACGUACCUGCUGCUCUUGUCCCCAGGGGACCAGUUUGAGAGUGAGCUAAUCCAGCAGCUGCAAUUCCUCAUCCCGGACAACAAUGUGCGGAGGCUUGUUUCCCACGUGAUCAGGACCCUAAAGAUGGACUGCUCUGAGAGCCACGUGCAGCUGCUCUAUGCCAAGCUCAUCUCCCAGACGGGCUUCCUGAUGAAGCUCCUCAGUGAGCAGCAGGAGGUGAAGGUGGCCAAUGCAGAGUGGGACACGGAACAAUGGAGGAACGAGUGGGACAGGGAACAAUGGAGGAACAACUACAUCAAAGAGUACUGAGGCCCAGAGCGAGCAGAAGGGCCAGGAGUCAGACGAGCUCACUAAAGAAGUUCCAGGAUAUGGCUAUCAUAAAAAACCAAUCGUGGCGAUAUCCAUUAGUGUCAUCUUCACAAUUUUUAUUUUAAUCUUGUGUCUCAUUGAGGAGGGCUUCUGGCUGAGGUGGCCACUCUGGCUCAGGGACAUGCACAGACCUUUCAAUACCACGUGCAAGAACGUGGUGCAGAAUCUGCACCACGAGGAUUCCGACGACGAGGAGGAUGAGAUAUUCAGCCAUGAUAUUCUUCCAGGCCCAGCUGGGGACAGCAGAGAAGCCCUGACGGAAAGGGCAGCGCCAGAGGAGUCGGUGGAAGUCGAUGAGAUGGAAUGGCCCCAAGGCUGUGUAGUGACUCCGACUCAAAAAAAUAAAAUACAAAAAAUCUUGUACAA